CGGUGGGUCGGUCCGGGGCGGCCCAGGCCCCGGCGCGCGGCGAGGAGGAGACCGAGGCCCCGGCGGCCAUGUCGCCUUUGUCUGCGGCGCGGGCGGCCCUGCGCGUCUACGCGGCGGGCGCGGCGGUGAUCCUGGCGCAGCUCCUGCGUCGCUGUCUCGGGGGCUUCACGGAGCCAGUCUUCCCCCGGCAACCUGGCCGCGUUGCCAUAGUGACGGGAGGCACGGAGGGAAUUGGCCUGGCUACGUCCAAGCGCCUGGCACUCCUUGGCAUGCGUGUGAUCAUAGCUGGAAACGAUUCCGCGAAAGGCCGCCAGGUUGUGAGGAAGAUCAAAGAGGAGACGGGGAACCAGGAAGUGGAGUUUGCCUACUGCGACCUGGCCUCCCUGCGGUCCGUCCGGGAGUUCGUCCUCAAGUUCAAGGAGAAGAAACUGCCCCUGCACGUGCUGGUCAACAACGCCGGCGUGAUGAUGGUGCCGCAGAGGGAGACGGAGGACGGGUUCGAGGAACACUUCGGCCUGAACUACCUGGGGCACUUCCUGCUCACCAACCUGCUCCUGGACACGCUGAGGCGGUCGGGACGCCCCGGGCGCGAGGCCAGGGUCGUGACCCUGUCCUCGGCCACGCACUACGUCGGCGAGCUGGCCCUGGACGACCUUCAGAGCAGGGACGGCUACUCCCCGCACGGGGCCUACGCCCAGAGCAAGCUGGCCCUGGUCCUCUUCACCUACCACCUGCAGGCGCUGCUGGCCGCCCAGGGCAGCCACGUGACGGCCAACGUGGCCGACCCCGGCGUGGUCGACACGGACCUCUACAGGCACGUGUUCUGGGGCACCCGUCUGGUCAAGAAGCUGUUCGGCCGGUGGUUCUUCAAGACCCCCGACGAAGGCGCCUGGACCUCCGUCUACGCCGCGGUCGCCCCCGAGCUGGAGGGCGCGGGCGGGCGCUACCUGUACAACGAGAGGGAGACCCGGUCGCUGGCCCUCACCUACGACCGACGCCUGCAGCACCAGCUCUGGGCCCGAAGCUGCCGGAUGACGGGCAUCCGCGACCGGACCGGGGACACCCUCUCGGAGUAGCUGCCCCCCCCGCCCACCCCCCAUCGACGGACUUUGUGGGGGGCAGGGCCUGGCAGGGGUCUCGGGGCUGCGUGUGUGACACCCGCCCGAUCUCGGGGUUCUGUUCCCCAUAAGCUUAUGAGGGAGGGGGGUGUCUUUGCGGGAAGUCACGCCACCAGAGACACAUUGGGGGUCCCCCCCCGCCCCCCGCCCCCCGAUCCCCCGAGCCGAGGGAUCCUGCCUUCAAUCUUGUGAUGAUUACGUGUCAAACGGUGCCGGGUGCCAUGAAUGACGGAACUCUUCCUCCUGGCCCUGUGGCUGGUUCUGUUUGUCUGGCCCAGAGCGGACACGCGGGGUUUGGGGAGCAACGUUCCCCGGGAGACAAUCACGAACA
Molecule: messenger RNA, 1449 nt
Organism: Eptesicus fuscus (big brown bat)
Lineage: Eukaryota; Metazoa; Chordata; Mammalia; Chiroptera; Vespertilionidae
Gene: DHRSX
Product: dehydrogenase/reductase X-linked
Exons: 7
Coding region: 69-1076 (335 amino acids)
Molecular function (GO): oxidoreductase activity
Source: RefSeq, a predicted model, not a curated record